CCUCGUCGCGGAGCUCGGAGCUGCGUGGGGUCAGCUGCGGCUGGGGCGGCCCGAUGGUACCCAGCUGGCGGGAGCAGGGGCGGAGGGAGGAUGACCUCUCCUUGGGGUCACAGUGCGGACCUGGCCCGCUUCUACACCGUCACCGAGCCCCAGCGACACCCCAGGGGCUACACGGUCUAUAAGGUUACCGCCCGGGUUGUUUCACGAAGAAACCCAGAGGACGUCCAGGAGAUAAUUGUAUGGAAGAGAUACAGCGACUUUAAGAAACUGCACAAAGAAUUAUGGCAAAUUCACAGAAAUUUGUUCCGCCGCUCCGAGCUGUUUCCUCCAUUUGCUAAAGGGAUAGUGUUUGGGCGAUUUGACAAAACUGUCAUUGAGGAGCGACGACAGUGUGCUGAGGACCUGCUACAGUUCUCCGCCAACAUCCCCGCCCUGUACAACAGCAGACAGCUGGAGGACUUCUUCAAGGGUGGGAUAGUUAACGAUGGCUCUGAGUUAAUUGGUCCUGCUGAGGCGUCCGCGGAGUCCCUGGCCGACAGCUUUCUGGAGUGUGGCACUGAAGGCUUCUCCAGUGACAGUGACCUCCUGUCCCUCACUGUUGAUGCAGACUCUCUUGCUGAGGUAGAUGAUGGAAUGGCUUCCAGCCAGGGUUCUCCCAGUAGAACUUUUGGUCUGAGUGUGUCUGUGGAUCCUUCAGCAGUAGGGGCUGUUGCUUCUGACAGUGAACCAAGUAAAGCAGAAGAGCGGGAAAGCCGCAGCCUCUUCCCCAGCAGCUUAAAGCCAAGGCUCGGCAGGAGGGACUACCUGGAGAAGGCAGGGGAACUCAUCAAACUGGCCUUGAAGAAGGAGGAGGAAGACGACUAUGAAGCUGCUUCUGACCUUUACAGGAAGGGGGUCGACCUGCUCCUAGAAGGUGUGCAAGGGGAGUCGAGCCCCACGCGCCGGGAGGCGGUGAAGCGGCGCACGGCGGAGUACCUCCUGCGCGCCGAGAGCAUCGUGCGGGCCUCGCCGCGGCUGCCCGCCGGACCCCAGCCUCCAGGACCACGAAGUUCAAGGCCCCCCUGGAACCUAAGGAGCCCUGCCGAGGAGCUGAAGGCCUUCAGAGUCCUUGGGGUGAUUGACAAGGUUUUACUUGUAAUGGACACAAGGACAGAACAGACAUUCAUUUUAAAAGGUCUAAGGAAAAGCAGUGAGCACAGCAGGAGCAGAAAGACCAUCAUCCCCCGCUGCGUGCCCAACAUGGUGCGUCUGCACGCGUACAUCGUGUCGGAGGAGUCGGUGUUUCUCGUGCUGCAGCACGCCGAAGGUGGCAAACUCUGGUCAUACAUCAGUAAGUUUCUAAACAGAAGUUCUCAAGAAAGCUUUGAUGUCAAGGGAACGAAGCCAUCCACCCCUCAUCAAGUGUACCUGCAGCAGCCGAGUGCCAGUCCUCAGGGCAGCAGCAGCUUCGAGUCCAGAGGAAGCGACGUGGGGAGCAGGUUGAAGGUUCUACCCCCUAGUCUCACCCCCAGUUCUCAGGAGGAGGAUGAGGGCAGCUCUCCCAAGUGGCCAGAUUCAGGCUCCAGCUCAGAGGAGGAGUGCACAGCUGGCUACCUAACGCUGUGCACUGAGUAUGGGCAGGAGAAGAUUGACCUGGGGUCUCUGAAUGAGGAGUCUGUCAUACAGCCUGAAGGGGAGAAUGCUGAUACCCAAGCUGUUGGGAGUUUCCCAGCACCCCUUGCUGCUGGCAGUAUGAGCCCCAGCACGCAGCUCAAGUUCUUCCCUGGAGAGGAGGACCUAACAGUGUGUUCCCCUCAAACAUCUGAUCCCCUCACUCGGUCGAAAAACAGCCCCAUGGAGUUCUUUAGAAUAGACAGCAAGGACAGCACGAGUGAGCUGCUGGGACUGGAUUUUGGUGAGAAAUUACACAGUCUAAAACCAGAACCUUUGAAAGCACUCUUUACCCUUGAAGGUGGAGAUAGCCUUUCCCAGAGUUUUAAUACCAGCGAAAGCCACUGUGACAAGGAAGCUCAGGACUCCAUCAGCAGGGGCUCAGACGACUCCGUCCCAGUGAUCUCAUUUAAAGAGGCUGCUUCUGAGGAUGUGGGUGGUGCAGACGAGGGCAGGCCCGAUCUUCUUGUAAAUCUACCUGGUGAGCUACAGCCAGACAAAGAAGCUUCAGCAAUGGAUCCUGCUAAGUUUCCACAGGCCGGUGCAGGCAGGCUGGAAAGCAAACUGCUGGAAGCCCCGGAUGUGUUAUGCCUCAGGCUGAGCUCUGAACAGUCCUGUGGCCUGGGAAAAGACAGCCCAGAGGAACUAAGUGAUCCUGCUAGGUUUCUACCUGGUGGUGUGACCCCAAAGCACCACACUGAGGCAGAUCUUGGGGUGUUGCUCAAGGCUGAUGUUGAUCAUGGAAGCUCAGGAGAGCAGUUUCUGUUCCCCAGCUUGCAUCCGGAGUCUGAAGGGCUGGGGCAGGUGGAGGCAGCGGGCCGUGCAUGGGGCUCGGGAGAAAGCCUGGCUCCCAUUUCCAGUCCACACUCAGGUGCUAAAGAGCACAGUGCACACACAGACACGGCCGCAGCAGAGGAAGUGUUGCUGUUCACAGAGCAGACUAAAGAAGAACCAGGCUCUCUAUUUCAGAGAGACUCGGAGACCAAGGAGCGAAGCGUGCGAGCCCCGGGAGUGGAAAAGGACAUCCAUCAGAUUUUUGAGGACCUUGAUAAGAAAUUAGCAGUAAGCUCCAGGCUCUUCAUCCCUGAGGGCUGCGUUCAGAGAUGGGCAGCUGAAAUGGUGGUGGCCCUUGACGCCUUGCACAGAGAGGGGAUUGUGUGCCGCGAUCUGAACCCAAACAACAUCUUAUUGAAUGAUGGAGGACACAUUCAGCUAACGUAUUUUAGCAGGUGGAGUGAGGUUGAAGAUUCCUGUGACAGUGAUGCCGUCGCGAGAAUGUACUGUGCCCCAGAGGUUGGAGCAGUCACGGAAGAGACCGAAGCCUGUGAUUGGUGGAGCCUGGGUGCUGUCCUCUUUGAACUUCUCACUGGCAAGACUCUGGUGGAGUGCCACCCAGCAGGGAUAAAUACGCACACCACUUUGAACAUGCCAGACUGUGUUUCUGAAGAGGCUCGCUCGCUCAUUCAACAGCUCUUGCAGUUCAAUCCGAUGGAGCGCCUGGGAGCCGGAGUGGCGGGUGUGGAAGACAUCAAGUCUCACCCAUUUUUCACCCCCGUGGAUUGGGCAGAGCUGACAAGAUGAACAUCACAUGGAGUGUUCUGACAGGACAGAGCCCUCGAGAAGGCUCUCUGGGGGUGGCUAACCUUCAGGCACGCCAUGGCCCUGGACAAGGACCUGAGAGGAAGUGAUGGGGCAGGAGGCUAAUAGAUUCACUUACACUUGCUGUCUGGACAAGAGACUAGCCAACCUUGCCAGCAGCUGCUGUGAACACAGCUUCCGAGAUAUGAGGUAACUUACAUUCAGGGUUGCGGUGUUGCAGUCGGACUGAAAGGAUAAGCCAUGUGAAAUACUCUGCCAGGGGACUGUAAAUGUAAGGAAGGACCUUGGUGGCAGCUCAUGGUGCUUCUGCUAAACAAGGCUGGUUUACACGAUUCGGUCGAUAUUUGCUGAGUAACACACUAAAUGUGCUCUCUGAACAGUGUCACGAGUGGGCUGACAAAAUGAAGAGGAGUGCCCAGAAGGGCCCAGGUUAUCCCUGAGGAAAAACACUCUUGCCAGCUUUGAGCUUGCUGGUUGAUGCUGCUAAUAGCGAGGGGCUCAUGGGAACACGUCUGUCCUCCAGCCUCUCUCUCUGUCUCUCUCUGUCUCUCUCUCUCUCCUGCUCCAUCUCCUGCAUUCCCUGCUUAUUCUCUUGGAGUCUGUGUUCCCUACUCUGUUACCACACAUGCAGCCAAAAAGGGAAGGGGUGUUUAUUUCCCCGAACUGUCAGCUGUACAAGACUAAGAAAUCAUGAUGUAAAAUAAAUGUGGUUAAGC
Messenger RNA from Psammomys obesus (fat sand rat), 3965 nucleotides. RefSeq names its product ribosomal protein S6 kinase C1 (gene Rps6kc1). The transcript is spliced from 15 exons. The coding region runs from base 91 to 3231 and encodes 1046 amino acids. Gene Ontology annotation, biological process: protein phosphorylation. The record is from RefSeq and is a predicted model, not a curated record. Gene Ontology annotation, molecular function: ATP binding; protein kinase activity; phosphatidylinositol binding. NCBI's taxonomy places the organism in Eukaryota, Metazoa, Chordata, Mammalia, Rodentia, Muridae. Gene Ontology annotation, cellular component: early endosome.